CUCAGUGGUAGAGUGCUUGCCUAGCAUGCAUGAGGCACUGGGUACAAUCCCUGGCGCAAGUGCGUGCUCUCUCUUCCUAUCUGAGGUCCCCCCAGAGCUCCAGCUACCACACAAUACAGCAACUGAAGAGUAUGUACAAGACCAAGACUAUCUAAAGAGGGCACGGAUAUACAGUGCAAAAUGUGAACUCAGGGGCCUUUGCUCCAAAAGUAUAAGAAUUUUGAAAUGGUAACAGAAGAACAGUAAACCAAGGGUGUAGCUCAGGGCUUGUAAGGAGGACCUGCUAUGCAGCUGCACAGGGGGCACAAAACCAGCAGGCUGGCCCCAUGGAUGGUUGCUGGGACACCAUGAUCUCUUGGAAUCUACUGUCUCUGAGGCCUUCUAAUUGGUCAGUAUCUGAGUGUGUCAGUACCUGGGAGUGCUUAUGUGUAGCCCCAGAAACCAUGCAGCUGCUGAGGGAAGAUAAGGGUCCCCAGGAUUUUGAGAAGGCCAUUUUUAUCACCCAUGAACAAGACAAACGAAGACAGACAGCUGGCCGUGAAUCAUCUUCUGGCCCCACAGAAGCAACCAACAUGCCAGUCUUCAAAUGCCCCCCAAAGUCGGAGCCCCUGUGGAAGGGGUGGGACCAGAAGGCCCAGAAGAACGGACUGAGACACCAAGUGUAUGCUGUGAACGGUGAUCACUACGUGGGCGAGUGGAAGGACAACACAAAACAUGGGAAGGGAACACAGGUCUGGAAGAAGAAUGGAGCCAUCUAUGAAGGGGACUGGAAGUUUGGGAAGCGAGAUGGCUAUGGCACCCUCAGCCUUCCUGAAAAAGGAAGUAGAAAGUACCAGAGAGUCUACUCCGGCUGGUGGAAAGAGGAUAAGAAAUCUGGCUAUGGGGUCCAGUUUUUCGGACCCAAGGAGUAUUACGAGGGCGAGUGGUGUAGCAACCAGCGCUGCGGGUGGGGCCGAAUGUACUACAGCAACGGAGACAUCUACGAGGGCCAGUGGUGGAAGGACAAGCCGGACGGGGAGGGCAUGCUGCGCCUGAAGAAUGGGAACCGCUAUGAGGGUUUCUGGGAGAGAGGCAUGAAGAAUGGACAAGGACGUUUCUUCUACCUGGACCAUGGUCAGCUGUUUGAAGGUUUCUGGGUGGACGAUGUGGCCAAGUGUGGCACCAUGAUCGACUUUGGCCGCGAUGAAGCCCCUGAGCCAACUCGGUUCCCUAUUCCUGAGGUCAAACUUCUAGACCCUGAUGGUGUGCUGAAGGAAGCCUUGGCCAUGUUCCAGAAGACAGAAAAAGAAGGAGAUUGAUGCCAGACAGUCCAGAGAGGAGGAUGAACCUGCAUUCUACCACACUGGCCACCAAGAUUUGGUAUUAAAGCCUGACCCACCUUCUCAAUGUCACACAGAAGCUCUCAAUCUUGGAAUCCAUGGAAACGUUAAAAGCUAUGGACAGCCUGGUGCAGUGGCACACACAUAUAAUACAGCAACUUGGGAGGCUGAGGCAGGAGGAUCUCAAGUUUGAGGCCAGCCUUAGCAACUUAACAAGACCCUCAAAAUAAAAAUAAAAAGGACUGGGAGUGUAGCUCAGUGGUGAAGCACCCUGGGUUCCCUUCCCAGUACCUAAAUAAAUUACCUAAUAAAUAAAAGCUGUGGAUGCCCAGGUCCCAUUCCCAGGGAGUCCCAUCUAGGAUGAGGCCUAGGCAUUCAAAGAGUUUCCCAGGGGUUUCUGAUGUGGAGCUGAAGACAAGAACCCCUGACCUUCUGGCCAUGGAUCCCUAAGCUAGUGGCCAGUUUUGCUCUAUCUGUAAAAUCAAAUUUAGAAACAUCACAGGAGUGUUUGGAGGACUUGAUGCAAUAGCAUGUUUUGAGGUUAACUGCGGACCAUGUGCCCGGGAAGAGUUCUGCAGAAUUCUAAGGUAGGCAGCAUUCCUGAGAGAUAAGAGGGACUCUUGCUUAAUGCACCCUAGAGCUAGCCUGCCUGGGCCUGAGUUGUGCCUUCGUGGGAGUGUCACCCAAACUCUCAGUUUUCUGGGCUUCCUCACCUGUAACCUGGGUCAGAACAAGACUUAGCUGCCAGGGUUACUGUGGUUCAUUACUACAAGGAUGGAACCAAGCAGUGGUUUUAGACCAAGUGAGAUUUUUUUAUCCCCAGCACCUCAGACAUUUGAUAAUGUCUGGAGACAUUUCGAGCUGUCAUGAUUAGUGAAGCAUGCUACUGGGGUCUGGCACGUAGAGACUAGGGAUGCUGCUCAAUAUGCUACAAUGUAAGAAUGCUGCAGGAGAGCUGUUCAUCCCAGUCAACAGUGUCCAGGUAGAGAACACUGAAAUCCAGUGAUGUUUGUAAAGCCCUCAGGAUGUGCUACGCACAUAGUAAAAAGCUCAGUAAAGAUGCUCCCUGCCCCCUGCAUCCUAAGUGGCUUGACCCAGGGUAUGGUUCUGUCUGUACCAGACAUCAGAAUUAAGGCUGGCCAUCACAGGAUAUAAAAUCAACUACCAGAUGCAGAGUGUUUAUCCUAUGCCCAGGCCUGUGUCAACAACUUCCUGUGCCUACUCUCCAGUGACUUUGCCCAGACUUGUGAGUUGUCCUGCUAUUUUUAAUUCCAUUAGAGGAGGAAACUGAGGGAGGUUCAUAGGUCAUCAAGCUAGUACUGUGCCUAAACUUGAAUCUAUCUGCUUUCAAGGCACGGGAGAGUAUGUAUAGAAGGUUACCAUUCUGUUUUAGAAAAAGCUGGAGGAGGGAAGGUGUGUUUAAAUAUAAAAUAGUGCUAGGCAGCAGCCAAAACUGACAAUAAUGGUCAUCUCUGGGGAGAACAGAGGAUCUGGGAACAGGGGUGAGAGCAACUUUUCACUGUUAUAUUUGGAACCCUGUGAAUGUAUUAUCUGCUGUAUUCAAAAUAUAAAUAAAAUUGUAACUAAA
Ictidomys tridecemlineatus (thirteen-lined ground squirrel) is the source of this 2907-nucleotide messenger RNA. Lineage: Eukaryota; Metazoa; Chordata; Mammalia; Rodentia; Sciuridae. The record is from RefSeq and is a predicted model, not a curated record.